CUCAGAGGGGGACCCGGCGCACGACGAAUGGGGGUGUAAAGACGGGGAACCUGGCAGCAAUGGAGAAAGGACUGAUGGCGUAUGUGUGAGAAUGAGAGCAGGGCCAGAGGACGAAAGAAAGAGAAGGCAAGAUUGGAACUUUGAGCUUAUCCAUGGGAAAGAACAAUGGAGACACUUCCGGCCAGCUGCUAGUAGCCACAGCGGAGGAGGAGGAGGAGUCGCCGCUGGGUGGAUGGUGGCGGACGUGGUGACCGUAGCGAGCUGAGCUCCACCAGUCCAAUCAAAACAACAACCACCACCAGUAGCAGCAGCAGCAGCAGCACCACCUCGGGAAUGGAGUCACCGCGGAAGAGAGAGAAAGGGAGGGGCGCACUCCGGUGAAACAGCGAGGAGAAAAACAAGGGAAAGCAGCGUUCUUUUUCUCUUUGAAAUUGAGAGUUUGUAGCUGAGCCGAGCCCUCUCUCUCCUCUGUUCUCAGCGUCUGGGAACGCCAGUGGAGAGUCUUGCAUUAAAUUGGCAGCAAAAGAAUCGUUUAUUUUCUUUCUUCUUUCUUUUAUUUUCUCCUUUUUCCUUUGUUUUCUUCUCGCUUAUCCUCUUUCUCGCUGAACACUGUCCCCCUCCCUUCCUUUUAAAACCAACGCCAAAAUUGUUCGCUUUCCUUUUACAUCUGUCUUCCUUACCUUUUCCUACUUCUCCCUCUUCUUGUCAAAAACACAAAAAGUGGGAACUUGGUGGCAAUAGCUCCAAGGUCGUGUUUGUUGGAGAUUUGGUUGCUUAAUCGAACCAAAUGGACGCCUUCGAGGCGACUCAGGUGGUAUUCUCGCGGAUUCAGAGCUUGGAUCCGGAGAACGCCGCCAAGGUCAUGGGGCUCUUGUUGAUCCAGGACCACGGCGAGGAGUUGAUAAGGCUGGCCUUUGGCCCCGACGCGCUUCUCCAGUCGGUGGUCCUCAAGGCCCGGAAGGAGCUCGGCCUCCUCCCGCCGGCCACUUCCCCGUCCGCCGCCGCCAGCGCCACUCCUUACGCGUCCCUCCUCGGCCGGCAGGGUUUUUCUGCUCGGUUCUUCGGCGGCGGCGCUGGCCCCCUCGCCGAGAGCUCGUCCCCCUCGUGGGCUCCGCCCUCCGUCUUCUCCCGCACCAAUAGCAACGCUGGUGGCGCCGGCGAUGAGCUCCAGAGCUCGGAUGAGCUCGAGAACGCGAGCAAUCCGGCGCCGACGCAGUUCUAUGACGGUAGUGGCGAUGGAGCGGAUCUUAUAGACGAGUUCCAGCUACAGGAUCAACUAUCCUUUUUGAACGAUGGCGCAGCCACUGCCGCCCACGGCCUCCAGAUCGGUCCAAAGAGGGACCUUUUUUACCAGGAGCUGGACGGGAACUUCCGAAGCCCGAGCAGCCACGGGGAAAACGCGCUCUUUCCUUACUCCGGUGGCUGGGCCUCUGCUGCAGGGAACCACCGCCGGAGCUGCUCGGCCACUGACAACUACCUCGGCUCGGAAGCUGCCGGGUUGGGGUGGAAGCCCUGCCUCUACUUUGCGAGAGGGUAUUGCAAGAACGGGAACAGCUGCCGCUUUCUCCAUGGGCAACCAGACGACUCCAACGCUGCCAUGGCCGGCGGCGGCACGGUGGACGCCGCCCUUGAGCAGCAGUGCCAGGAAUUGCUGUUGAGGUCUAAGAGCCCGAGGCAGUUAGCGGCGUCCGCCUUCCCUUACUCCCCCACAGGGUCGGUGCCGGCGUCGCCUUCAGGCACGAAUAAAAGCAUGAACUUUCUCGUCCAGCAGCAGAGUGAGAGUCAAAGGGCGAUGGCAGCCGCGACGGCUGCAGCUCUUAUGCUGGGAGGCAAUGGGAGCCACAAGUUCAUGGGGCGACCUUGGAUGAUGGAAAAGAGCGAUUUUGCUACCGGCAUGGCAAAUCCUGGCUCAAGGCAGAUCUACCUCACAUUCCCAGCCGACAGCACCUUCAGGGAAGAAGACGUCUCCAAUUACUUCAGCAUCUACGGUCCGGUGCAAGACGUAAGGAUCCCUUACCAGCAGAAGAGAAUGUUUGGAUUCGUGACCUUCGUCUACCCAGAGACAGUAAAGCUAAUCUUGGCCAAAGGCAACCCCCAUUUUGUCUGUAAUGCUCGAGUUCUCGUCAAGCCUUACAAGGAGAAGGGCAAAGUCCCCGACAAGGAUUUAAUUAUGUGUAGACUUGUUCCUCCACAUUUGUCCAGAAAGCAGCAGCAACCGCAAGCUGAGAGGGGUGACUUCCCUGGGUGUACAACUCCUACUGGCUUGGACUCCCGAGAUCCCUUUGACUUCCCGCAACUUGGAUCUAGGAUGAUGUUCAACAACAGUAUCAACCAGGAGGCACUGCUGAAGAGGAAACUAGAGGAGCAGAAGCAAGUAGCAGAACUCCAACAAGCGAUCGAGCUACAAAACCGGCGAUUCAUGGGCCUGCAGGUCCUCGACCUCAAGAACCGAAACCAUUUCAAUUCCAUCGCUACCACGACCACCAACAAUAUUACCAGUCUUAUCAUUGCCACGACUCAAUCUAAUGGUGGAAGUAGCACUUCCCAGGAAGAACCAACAUGCCAAAAUAAGAACUCGAAUCCUGUUGCAGCAGCAGCUGCUGUUUCAGUGGCAGCAGAGCCACUGCAGAAGGCUGCUCAGCAGUCGGCAGUCAAAUCACAGAAGCCUGAUUCUGUUGAUAAAGGAGAAUCUUGUGACGGUGAGCCAACCUGCAAAGUUGCAGAUAUUGGCUUCCAACAAAGCUGCAGCAGCGUGGAGCAUAACCUGCCGGAUAGUCCCUUUGCAUCACCCACGAGAGCUUCUUCUUCUUCUUCUUCUUCUUCUUCUACCUUCAUGGGACCCGCUUUCUCAGCUGCACUGCCUGCCGAAGAAAACCUAGUCGAAGCUGCUUCGCUCUUCGGUACUGGCAACAACCGACUCAUCUCCUCCACCCUCUUCCCGUCCACCACCACGCUUGACAUGCCAUCCCUCAACGCCUGCUUCUUCCAUUUGCCCAGGCUUUCAUCUGACCAAGGAGCUGUAGGAAUGUGAAUAAUGGAGAAGACCAUGAACUUUUGGAAAGAGAAGGUAAAGUAUACUUGGUAACGGAGUUAUAGGUUGUUUCCCUAAUCCUUAGUAUGGAGUUAAAGAUCACUGUUAUCCGUUUUAGGUUUAGCCAUAGAUUACAUAUAGAGAGAGAGAGAAGUACGUACCUUCAUUCCCUUCACCCAAGAAAAAGGACCAUAAGCUAUAUCAUCAAAGUUGUAUUACCGUAGUAUCAUCGUACUUCUACUACGAGUUAUGGUUGUGAAGUUGCCCUUCACCUUCCCCACAAGCAGCGAGUACAGACACCAAACAGAAGAAGACAAAGGCCACACUUGACAUCAGGAAAGGACAGCAGCGGUAAGGACCGAGCUAUCAGAGAGGAGAACGUGAGAGAGAGAGAGAGAGAGAGAGAGUGGAAUCAUCAUCAUCACACCAUGACCCACUGUCCUUUCUCCUGUAUCCUUCUCCUUUCUCGCUAAGCUUUUCCUUGUCUAAUUCUUUUUCUUUCUCUCUUUCUUUCUUUCUUUCGAGUGUUACUGUAGAAUGUCACAAAGAAAAGCAAAGGAAACCGACAAAAAGUUGCUGCUCUUC
Molecule: messenger RNA, 3616 nt
Organism: Musa acuminata AAA Group (dessert banana)
Lineage: Eukaryota; Viridiplantae; Streptophyta; Magnoliopsida; Zingiberales; Musaceae
Product: zinc finger CCCH domain-containing protein 53-like
Exons: 9
Coding region: 788-3031 (747 amino acids)
Molecular function (GO): metal ion binding; RNA binding
Source: RefSeq, a predicted model, not a curated record